Messenger RNA from Protobothrops mucrosquamatus (brown spotted pit viper), 1138 nucleotides. Its product is annotated as transcription factor 15-like. The coding region runs from base 1 to 522 and encodes 173 amino acids. Gene Ontology annotation, biological process: regulation of transcription by RNA polymerase II; developmental process. Lineage: Eukaryota; Metazoa; Chordata; Lepidosauria; Squamata; Viperidae. The record is from RefSeq and is a predicted model, not a curated record. The transcript is spliced from 3 exons. Gene Ontology annotation, molecular function: protein dimerization activity; DNA-binding transcription factor activity, RNA polymerase II-specific; RNA polymerase II transcription regulatory region sequence-specific DNA binding.
AUGAAGUCAAGCGGGGGUGCUGCAUCCGAUCUGGAGGAGCUGGAGAGUGGCAGCAGCGAGAGCAGUUCGGGCCGCUCCCUGCCCGGCACUGGGGCCCAAAGCAAAUGCAAACGCAAGAGCCCUCGGCCGAGUGGUCGCAACAAGCAGAGGCAGGCAGCCAAUGCUCGGGAAAGGGACCGAACCCACAGCGUCAACUCCGCUUUCAGCGCCCUCCGCACACUCAUCCCGACCGAGCCUGCAGACCGUAAGCUGUCUAAGAUCGAGACCCUGCGCCUGGCCUCCAGCUACAUCUCGCACCUGGCGAAUAUGCUGCUCCUACAGCAGCAGCAGCAGCAGCAGCAGCAGCAGCCACCUGGUGGGAACUUAGCUGAGGAGACCUUGCUUGUGAGGCAGCCCUGCUUGCACUAUCAGCCUCUCCUGCAAGGCAGCCCUGCCACGGGGAGCCCAAGAUCCAUCUGCACCUUCUGUCUGAGCAACCAGAGGAAACUGCACAGAGAACGGGACAAACACCUGUCACUCUAAAAAAUUAUAUGGAUGUUGAUUCAGAUGAGCUGCUUGUGUAAAUGCUGGACCGGAUACAGAACAGCUCUAGCAGACCGGUUCCAAGGGCUUUUUUUACAAAUGAAAUUGAACACGGUGAGGAAAGUUGCACCUGGUGCGGCAGCUAUUUUUGUGCAAGAAAUGCUAACCCUAAGCAGCCAAGCUGUGAUACUGAUGCCUCCCAAACUGAUGUCACAUGAUGGAACUUGAGCUUCCCAACAUCCAGCAUCUCCUUAUCGUGGAGAUGUCAGCGCAUCAGAGCUCCUAACCAUAACUGAACACACCAAAGAAUGGCAUGUUUCUCUUUUUUCAAAGGCUGCCUGGCUCCUGCCAGCAAACCCAAAGGUUUCCACUGAGAUGGAAGGUCUGUACCCAAAUAAUAGCAAGAAUGUACAUGAGGUCUCAGUUUAUCUAAUCUCAAUACGAAAAUGAUGCUCCCUUAAGUCACUCCUCUGAUCCUAGGAAACAAUUAGUUCCUGCUUAAGCAUAUGGUCCUGUUCUAUCUAGCUAAGUAGUCCAAACACCUCUAGAAAGCAUCAAAUUGGGAAAGGCUGCCCUAGCCAGUCACUGUGUUAAAACAUGGGGUUUUCCAGUGCCA